AUGGCGCUGUGCGCGCGCCGGGCGCUGUGCGCGCUCUGGCUGUGGGCCUGCGCGGCGCGCGCCUCCGAGAUCACCUUCGAGCUGCCCGACAACGCCAAGCAGUGCUUCUACGAGGAGGUGGCGCGCGGCACCAAGUGCACCCUCGAGUUCCAGGUGAUCACUGGAGGUCAUUAUGAUGUUGACUGUCGGUUGGAAGAUCCUGACGGCAUUGUAUUGUACAAAGAGAUGAAGAAGCAAUAUGAUAGUUUCACGUUUACUGCAUCCAGAAACGGAACAUACAAAUUCUGCUUCAGCAAUGAGUUCUCUACUUUCACACACAAAACUGUGUACUUUGAUUUUCAAGUUGGAGAAGACCCUCCUCUGUUUCCUAGUGAAAACAGAGUAACUGCGCUUACUCAGAUGGAGUCUGCAUGUGUGUCAAUUCACGAAGCUCUGAAGUCCGUCAUUGAUUAUCAGACUCACUUCCGUCUGAGAGAAGCACAAGGCCGCAGCAGAGCGGAGGAUCUCAACACCAGAGUCGCCUACUGGUCCAUAGGGGAAGCCAUCAUCCUGCUGGUCGUGAGCAUCGGGCAGGUGUUUCUCCUCAAAAGCUUCUUCUCAGAUAAAAGAACCACGACAACCCGGGUUGGGUCCGGGGGGAAGGGGGAACACGUGCCCGCGCCCCCGCCGCCGCCGCGCGCCCCAUGGCGGCCUCGCGCGUGCCUUAAAGGAGCCGCUUCCUCGCAAGUUGUGCGGACCUGGAGUGAGUGGAAGGAGUUAAGGCGAGCGUGCCUGGGAAGAAAAAGAGAUGUUAAUCACAUCAGCAGCUCAUUACUGGAUGUGUUUGUCAUAAUGGGCAGUGCUAAUUCCAAACCAGCGGUUUCACAAAAUAGCAGCAAAAAGUCUAAGAAAAUGAGUACAGGUCAGAGAGACUCCAAGCAAGUUAAUGAAUUGUGUGGCCUCUCUGCUGAAAUCAAGGAGUCUGCAAGCAGAUCUCCAGGAGUUGGCAGCAGUAAUGAGAAUAUUGAGGGUGUUUUCUAUAAGUUUGUGAUUCUGCAUGCUGAGAAUGAUGUAGAUGAAGCCAUCCGGAUCCAGAACCUGCUGCAGAAUAAAUUUUGUAUUAAACCUGGAAUAAUCUUUGCUGAGAUGCCUUGUGGUAAACAUAUUUUGGAAAAUUUAAGUGAUGCUGUGAAUGGCUCGGCUUGGACUAUUAUCCUGCUGACAGAAGGUUUUCUGAAUGGUCCUUGGUGUGAGUUUCAGUCUUACACCUGCCUUGCCAAUGCUCUUAACAAAGAGCAUAAGUACAACACUGUGAUACCUGUGAGACCGCUGAAUAACCCACUUCCCCGGGAGAAGACUCCCUUUAUCUUACAAGCCAUUAAUGCCCUGGAAGAAGAGAGUCCUGCCUUUGCAAAACAAGUGGAGAGAAUUUUCCAGGACUCUACAUACAGGCAACAGAGAGAGAUAUGGAGGAGGGAAAGAAUGAAAGAGAAACCAGAGCACUUAUGAUGGUGGAAAGAAGCUAUGCAAAGACAGGUGAUAUCAGAGCAAAGCAGAAGUGAUAUUUGCUUUUGCUUUAAUAAGGAAGAGAAACUCUUCUUUUGACAAAACUACUGAUGAAGUUCUUGGAGAGGACAUGUUAAUUAAGUACCGGGGAACUUGUGCUGCAUGUCAAGACACAUCUGUCACAGUGCCUGCUUAGGGGUGUGAGGUGCUGUUUCCCACCACCCUUACCUGGUUUUGUCUUUACGUUUUGAGAUCUGCCAGGCAUGUGUUGUCUUCUGUUAACAUGGUACAGCUCUCCACAUCUUGUGACUGAUGCUAAAAAAAUAUACGUAAAUGGGGAAUGCUUGUCAUUUUUAUGAAAACAAUAUGUUAGAGCACUCUAUGGAAUAUGCUGCUACUUUAAGAAAUGGACACUUAAAUAUGUAAGUAUUUUUUAUUGCACUUUGUUUUUA
Nothoprocta perdicaria is the source of this 1937-nucleotide messenger RNA. RefSeq lists its product as uncharacterized. Gene Ontology annotation, cellular component: endoplasmic reticulum-Golgi intermediate compartment; endoplasmic reticulum; COPII-coated ER to Golgi transport vesicle. The transcript is spliced from 5 exons. The coding region runs from base 1 to 1488 and encodes 495 amino acids. The record is from RefSeq and is a predicted model, not a curated record. Lineage: Eukaryota; Metazoa; Chordata; Aves; Tinamiformes; Tinamidae. Gene Ontology annotation, biological process: signal transduction; Golgi organization; intracellular protein transport.